Molecule: messenger RNA, 993 nt
Organism: Vitis vinifera (wine grape)
Lineage: Eukaryota; Viridiplantae; Streptophyta; Magnoliopsida; Vitales; Vitaceae
Product: auxin-responsive protein IAA1
Exons: 5
Coding region: 47-721 (224 amino acids)
Biological process (GO): regulation of DNA-templated transcription
Cellular component (GO): nucleus
Molecular function (GO): protein binding
Source: RefSeq, a predicted model, not a curated record
GGGAACUGGGAAGAAGUCCACACGCUCACACUACCGCACAAGAAGGAUGCAAGACUUCAAGUUUGACACGAUGCCGUCCAACACCGCGGACCAAUCGCCGGACUCUGGCACCACCGGCAUGAGUUUGAAGGAUACUGAGUUGACCUUGGGCUUGCCUGGAGAGGCUCAGGUGGUCAUCGUCGGAGGGAAGAGCUGCUCCAAACGUGGAUACUCCGACACCGUUGAUUUCAGGUUCCGUUGCUGCAGCGGCGAGUCGAGCGCAAAGGCUGAGAAGGUUGAUUGGCCGGGAAAGGAGAUCUCCGGCCCCGGGAAAGCUCCGGACUCAAAGGCACAAGUGGUAGGGUGGCCACCAGUGAGAUCGGUAAGGAAGAAGGCGUUGAAGAGUUGCAAGUACGUGAAGGUGGCGGUGGAUGGAGCACCGUACCUGCGGAAAGUGGAUUUGGAGGUGCACCGUAGCUACCAGCAGCUGUUGAUGGCCUUGGAGACGAUGUUCGAUUGCUUCACCAUCAGUAGCAACGAUUUGGAAGAAAGCAAGAUCAUGAAUCCUGUAAAUGGAGCAGAAUACGUGCCAACAUACGAAGACAAAGACGGGGACUGGAUGUUAGUUGGAGACGUUCCUUGGAAUAUGUUUGUGGAAUCAUGCAAGCGGGUACGGUUGAUGAAAAGCUCAGAGGCUAUUGGGUUAGCACCAAGGACCCCUUCCUGCACAAGCACGACUUGAUUCAGAACCAAAUUACAGAGUCCAGGAAUUACAAAGGGCACGUAUAUAUAUAUAUAUAUGUAAAUGCACAGAGGUCAACCCCUAUUUUCCCAGUUGGGGAGGAAUGAGUAUACAUAUGGGAGCUACACCUGAAAAAUAGAAGAAGCCUGCUUGUAAUUAUCCUAAUAAAAGUAUUGUUUCAGAUACAGAUACAGAUACGGUUUUGAUUUGGAAUCCAUAUAUUGUCAUGCUUAUAAUUGGCUAGUAAUAAACAAAGCCUCAAGUUAAGUGUA